CCUCACAAUCGGGCCUCAUUGUAGCGGUGUAGACAUGACACAAAUGGCAACGGAUCUUGAAAUCGCGAACCUAAAUGGCACAUCGUGCACGCCGGACACCCUGCAUAUGGGUUCGCCUAUCACGCGGCGCCAUUCCCAUGCAUGCUGCAGAGACUAUCGCGCCACGGAGAUUGCCGGCUCCGAUAGGGUCCAAGUAGAAGCAACAUGAAGCCUGGACCGAAACUUCGAGGCAGAUUUCAGUAUUUCCAGAAGACUCAUGGUAGUUGAUCGGAGGAGUAUUAUCGGGAGCCCGAAAGCGUCCACUUCCACCGGUAACAAGCCAAGCAGAGCCCUAAUCCGGGUGGAUAACAACGCGUAUUCGACGUGGAGCCAGGCGGAAAUGCAACCAUGGAAGCCGGAAUUGAGAGCAUCGCAUCCGCCUCCGUUUUCAUCAUUCAGGAGCGCCUUCAACAGCACUAGCUCCUUCCAGUUCCGCCUGAUCGACUGGGGCGAAAUCAAUAGUCAGAAGUGUGAGAGGUGCCAGGGGAGGCACGUGAAGUCAUUGAUCAUCCAUUUGCCCGCCUCGGUUCCGAGUCACGGCUCCGCAUAUUCACUUGUUGGAUGCAAAAUGCGACUAGUUAGUUCCCUCCAUACCCCUGAAGGUCAUUUGCACAUCUCAUUUCCACACCCCCUCCUCUUCUCCCUUUUUCCCCAUCUUUUUUGGCCACUGCUAAAACUACUAAAGAAACUCUAUUCCCGCGCUCCCGGCCCAAUGGACUGUCACUUCCCCCGCAUCUUGCAGAGUGCUAAUGCCAUUCCUUCUCUCCUGCUGCUGCUGUUGCUGCUGCUGCCAACAAUAACAUCUCUCUAUCUAUCUACAACUUAGCCAUUGAUCGAAUCAAUGCCUGACAACAAGUCGACCUCCUCUUGGCCAGUAAAAGGCCGCCACCCCUUCUCAUCCUUCCGGUUCCUUUUCACCUCUGCCGGUAAAAUGGAUAAGCCUUGUACUACUCCGACUAGUCUCUCGGAGCCUCUACUACCCAACACCAACAAUACUACUACUAUUACUACCCACCAACCAUACUACUCACCAUCACAACCACAACAACAACAACAACCAGACCUAUUCGCAUCCG
Molecule: messenger RNA, 1115 nt
Organism: Aspergillus piperis CBS 112811
Lineage: Eukaryota; Fungi; Ascomycota; Eurotiomycetes; Eurotiales; Aspergillaceae
Exons: 1
Coding region: 257-865 (202 amino acids)
Source: RefSeq, a predicted model, not a curated record